AUGGCGACGUAUUUUGAUACGCUUGCGAAGACCUAUAGCAACGUCCCGAUCACCAGCGAUGGUGUCUCGACGUCCGAGUUCAUUUCUGCAACGGAGGGCGUCGUGUCGCUCUUUGACCUGCUGGGCAGCAGUGCCUUUACUGUGGUCCAGAACGACAUGAACGGCAACAUUGCGAAAAUCCGUACGCGCCUGCUUGCGACCGGCCCCGAUACGUCUGGCACGCUCCAACUGCUGGUCCGGAAUGAGGGCCAGCCGGGCGAUAAGAAGCGCACCGCAACCGAGGGUCUCCUGUGGCUCCUGCGCGGCCUCGACUUUACGGCCAAGGCGCUCCGCCGCUCGCUUGAAAACCCCAGCGAGGAGCUGAGUGUGAGCUUUACCAAGGCGUACGAAGCCUCGCUGCGCAAGCACCACAGCAUUGUGGUGCGCCCCAUCUUUACGCUCGCUAUGAAGGCGUGCCCCUAUCGCAAGGAUUUCUACGCAAAGCUCGGCUCGCCGGCUGACCGUGUGAAUGCGCAGCUGAACGAGUGGCUUAGUUCGCUGGAGCGCAUUGUGCAAGAGCUACAGCAGUUCUAUGAACAGGGCAGCUAUGCAAAGGGCCUGUAA
This is a messenger RNA of Malassezia japonica, 603 nucleotides long. RefSeq lists its product as uncharacterized. Gene Ontology annotation, molecular function: lipid transfer activity. Gene Ontology annotation, cellular component: cytoplasm. Gene Ontology annotation, biological process: intermembrane lipid transfer. Lineage: Eukaryota; Fungi; Basidiomycota; Malasseziomycetes; Malasseziales; Malasseziaceae. Bases 1 to 603 code for a protein of 200 amino acids. The record is from RefSeq and is a predicted model, not a curated record. The transcript has 6 exons.